Molecule: messenger RNA, 654 nt
Organism: Nematocida minor
Lineage: Eukaryota; Fungi; Microsporidia
Product: 20S proteasome subunit beta 1
Exons: 1
Coding region: 1-654 (217 amino acids)
Cellular component (GO): proteasome core complex
Molecular function (GO): threonine-type endopeptidase activity
Source: RefSeq, a predicted model, not a curated record
AUGUUAAGAGUAGAAGAAGAUCUCCACGAGAGCAUGAGAGAACAGCAGGCAGCCAGCCUAGGAACAACAAUAAUGGCGGUGAAGUUCAAAGAUGGAGUUCUGCUAGGGGCAGAUACAAGAACAUCCAUGGGCACGUACGUUUCCAACAGAGUGAGCCGCAAGAUAACAAAGCUCAUAGACAACGUGUACACCUGCAGGUCAGGCUCAGCAGCAGAUACCCAGGCGAUAUCUGACUAUGUGCAGAAGAUCAUGCUCACAGGAAUACACUGCCACGGCCAAAAGCCCCUCGUGAAGGAUGUAGCUGUUGCCCUGAAAAAGAUCGUAUGGGAUGCAACGGACAAAAACAUCACAGCUGGAUUUAUCGUUGCAGGAGUGGAUGAGACAGGAGGCCAUGUCUUCUCCGUGCCUCUGGGCGGUGCGCUGAUAGAGCAGAAUUGGUCAAUCGCAGGGUCAGGAUCAAUUUACAUAACGGGGCUUGGUGACAGCCAGUACAAAGAAGACAUGACAAAGGAAGAGGCAGUUGAGUUUGUGCGGAAAAUGGUUUCUCAUGCCAUCUACAGAGAUAACUCAUCGGGAGGGUGUGUAAGAAUGCUGGUUAUAACAGAAGCAGGCACUGAGGAGAUAACUGUGCUCGGAGAUGAAGUAUCGGUUUAG